Molecule: messenger RNA, 339 nt
Organism: Brugia malayi
Lineage: Eukaryota; Metazoa; Nematoda; Chromadorea; Rhabditida; Onchocercidae
Exons: 4
Coding region: 1-339 (112 amino acids)
Source: RefSeq, a predicted model, not a curated record
AUGCUGCCAUUUCUUAUCACUAAAUAUUUAAUUGCUUUAACAGUACUCACAACAUUACUAAUGACUGAAACGGAUGCGCAAUUGUUCAAUUUAAAUGUGCUAUCGUUCAAUAAUAACAGAGCAGGCAACAAUUCGUUGAACGCUAAUGGUAACGCAGGAAUUGGAGCUGCUGCUACUACGGAUAGACGUGUUCCGGAAAAUCAAAAUCAGCAAAGUUCGUUUGGCACGUGGCAUACAGCGCUUGGUGCUGGUUUGGGUUUCCUUGCGGGUAGCUAUUUUGGUAGCAGUUCAUCUUCAUCACCCUCGUAUGAAUUAAAUAUUAAAAAACCAGAUGUGUAG